Messenger RNA from Helicoverpa armigera (cotton bollworm), 822 nucleotides. Its product is annotated as 17-beta-hydroxysteroid dehydrogenase 14-like. The transcript has a single exon. Gene Ontology annotation, molecular function: oxidoreductase activity. The record is from RefSeq and is a predicted model, not a curated record. NCBI's taxonomy places the organism in Eukaryota, Metazoa, Arthropoda, Insecta, Lepidoptera, Noctuidae. The coding region runs from base 47 to 814 and encodes 255 amino acids.
AUUGUCAAAUCUGCAGUAACAAAACGAUAUUUGGUGAAUAAACAACAUGAGUUUUCAAGACAAAGUGGUUAUUGUGACCGGCAGCAGCUCUGGUAUUGGAGCAGCCAUCGCCAUUAAAUUCGCCGAAGAAGGCGCUAAGGUCACUUUAGUAGGAAGAAACCAGGAGAAACUGAACAACGUCGCUAAGAAAUGUGGCAAACCAUUAGUGCUCGUCGCUGACGUUACUAAAGAUGAAGACGCCAAAAGAAUUGUGGAUGAGACUUUAAGAGUAUUUGGCAAACUCGAUAUUUUAGUAAACAACGCAGGUAUUGCAAAUGCAACCGGUAUUCAGGCUGAACAUGCAAUGGCCGUAUUUGAUAAAGUUAUAUCGACCAAUCUUCGUUCUGUGGUUUACUUAACUCAUCUUGCUGCUCCUCACCUUGUUAAGACAAAAGGGAAUAUCGUGAACAUUUCCAGUGCUGUAGCAUUUCGAGUAUUUUCCAAGGAAGCUUUUCCGUAUUGUACAUCAAAGGCAGCCCUGGAUCAUUUCAGUAGAGCGGUUGCACUUGAGCUGGCAUCAAGCGGUGUACGUGUAAAUACCGUCAACCCAGGACCUGUAGUGACUGAUAUAAUCGAAAAUUUAGGCGCAACGAAAGAACAGCAAGCAACUACAUUCAAACGUAUGACGGAUAUGACAGCAUUGAACAGAAUUUCUGAUCCUGAAGAAAUUGCUGAUCUUGUUCUGUUCGUAGCUUCUGAUAAGGCAAAGGCUAUAACUGGAUCUUCGUAUGUUUCUGAUAACGGUGUGUUGUUGGAAAAUAAAGGCACCUUUUAAAUAAUCGA